Molecule: messenger RNA, 2200 nt
Organism: Stomoxys calcitrans (stable fly)
Lineage: Eukaryota; Metazoa; Arthropoda; Insecta; Diptera; Muscidae
Product: caspase Dronc-like
Exons: 2
Coding region: 303-1541 (412 amino acids)
Biological process (GO): proteolysis
Molecular function (GO): cysteine-type endopeptidase activity
Source: RefSeq, a predicted model, not a curated record
GUCCAUAUCGAAUCUAACCAACCGGCCGGAGUCAUUCUCAUUGAUUCAUCAAACCAAACAAGAAUGUGAAUUGUGAAGGAUUCAUCGUAAAUUUGUGAAAAUUUGUUAAACCAAGUUUCUUGCCUGACAAAAAAAAAAAAAAGAACCAAGGCAAAGAAAAUAUUGCAAAACGAAAGCAGCGCAGCGCUCAAUGAACCGGCACAAAAACAUCGAUCCGUUAUCAACAGCAACAAACAACGCCACACUCAUUUCCAAAUACUCGCAUAUCAGCAACAGUGCCGUUUAACCGCAUGUAACUAACAAUGGAUGACAAACAUCGUAAACUUAUAAUGGAUAACAUUGAACCUCUGAUCAAACACACACAUUUUGAGGAAUUGUCCCAAAAAUGCAUAGAAAACGGGGUGCUGCUCCCGAUAAUGUUAGAUAAAGUAAAGGGAAAAGCAUAUCCAGAGAGAGAACUCUUUGUGGCAAUAACGAAACGUGGACCGCAUGCUUUUAAGAAGUUACUUGACAUUUUCUGUAACUUGGAAUACGAAACGGCUUUAGCAAUACUGUUGGAUAGUCAACAGCCAAUGGAACGGGAUCAACAGCCAAUAAUACAGGAACCAGUGUGGAAAAACAAUUCCAAUUCCAUCGCUAAUGGAAAUGUGAAUGUGAAUGAUAAUAACGAAAACGAGAGCAGUAUAACAAUUAAAGACGAGAAACUACAGUUGAAGGAGUACACUGACGAAAUAAGUUCCGAAAAUAAAUACGAAGUUAAAAAAUCCAAUAAGAUUAUGAAACAUGAUAAAACAGAGACAUAUGAUAUGAAAACGAAAAAUAAUCGUGGUGUUCUCUUCAUGGUUAACAUAAUCAAUUUUGAGUAUGCAGCAGAAAAAGAUCGCAAUGGUGCCAAAAAUGAUACUGAUGCAAUGUUAUACCUUUUCAAGGAAUUAGGCUUUAAGUUGUUCUCAUACACAAACCUAACCAAGCAGCAAUUCUUCGUUUUGCUCGAAGAACUUUUAAAAUCUGAGCACACGAAAAAUACUGAAUGCUUUGUUAUGGCUUUAGCGUCACACGGCGGUUUGGAAAACAACGAACAAUGCGUCGUAUUUGCAGAUGGAGAAAUCGCCGAAGAGCGGGAGAUAGAAGCCAAAUUCGCAGAAAAUGCCUGUAAUAAUUUAAAGAAAAGGCCAAAAAUAUUCAUUUUUCCAUUUUGCCGAGGCAAUAUGUCAGAGAGGGGUACAGAUAGCAUAAAUGGAAAUGUGAUCGAGAGGCCCGUAUUAUCGGAUUUAAUCGUGUGCUUUGCUACCUCAAAGGGUUAUGUGGCAUAUCGAGAUGAUUUUGGCACGUUCUAUAUACAACUUUUUGUUGAGAACAUGUCGGAUAAUGCUCAUGACACAAUGUUUGAGGAUAUUGUAAAAAAGAUUCAAACCGCUAUGAAGAAUAAAUGUGCUGCUGAAGGAAAAGCUCAGACUCCCAAUUAUGAAAAUAGGGACUUUAGCAAAGCCUUAUAUUUCAACCCAGGGUAUUGGGAAGGCAAGGAUGAAAGUGACGAAUAGUUUAUAAAUUUGGUUUUGGGAAGUCAUUUUAUUUAACCAAGUUAAACUUUCCGUAAGCAAACAACGCAAAGUGUUGCCAAAUCGAAAAGUCUUGGAAAUAACUCUUGAACGGAUGGAGGUAUGCACACGAAACUCAAACUAGUCAAUGUGAACUGUUUUCCGAUAAGUACAGCCAGAAAAAUUUGUCUGCUGAUAUUAAAUUAAAUUAGAACCUUUUGAAUAAAUCCAUUAAAAAUUUAUUAACUUCGAAACAAUAAUUGAGGCAUUUGUUAUAAAUUAAUAAAAACAAAAACAAAAUUGGCACAUUUGGUGGUUAAUUUUUUUUUCACAACCAUAUAUUAACAAGUAAAAAGGCGUUAAUAUUAACUAACUCACCCACAAUUUUCGGUAUUUUUUCUCAGAUACCCACAUUUUUGUUCCAAUUUUGUCUAAAAUUUAGCAAGCGACAUUUUCUCGGUAUGGCAAAAGUAUAUUCCAAUCCAUGGACGAAUCGAACAAUAUUUUAUAGUGGCUCCCAUAUAAAGGUACAUUUCACAAAUAGAGAUUUUUGCACCCGAAUUUAGCGACGUCUAGAUGGAAUUUAAAUUUUUAAUUUAAUUUUUGAUAAAUGGUCUUUGAUAAUGCCCGAUACAUAAAAUCGGAUAGAAUAGAGAUAAUAA